Messenger RNA from Cyprinodon variegatus (sheepshead minnow), 2662 nucleotides. It is a transcript of the gene tardbpa, whose product is annotated as TAR DNA binding protein. Lineage: Eukaryota; Metazoa; Chordata; Actinopteri; Cyprinodontiformes; Cyprinodontidae. Gene Ontology annotation, cellular component: nucleoplasm. Gene Ontology annotation, biological process: regulation of gene expression. Bases 458 to 1348 code for a protein of 296 amino acids. The record is from RefSeq and is a predicted model, not a curated record. Gene Ontology annotation, molecular function: RNA binding. The transcript has 6 exons.
CAUUUUGUUAGCCCUGUGUAGCUGUGUAGAUUUCGUUCAUCAAAUUUCAUUGAAAGUAACAGCUUGUAUACGUUUUUGCUUAUGUUGUGUUUUUGAUUAGAGGCUUUUAUGUUAGAAUACGACGUGUUUGUCCGCUGACAUUAAACACAGUCAUUCAUUUUUCGAGCCGCUUUGAGUUUGCUAGCUCUUUGGCUAGCUGGCUAACUUGUUUACGUGUUUCGUUUGGAGGAAACGUUUCACCGUCAUGACCGCCAGCUUUUAAAUGUUUCAGCUAUCGAAUAAGCACGAUUUGUCCGCUUAUGACUCCCGUCGUUUUGCUCUCUCAAUUUAGUUUUCAUUGAAGAAAAGUUAAGCCAAGUUCGGGAAUCUUCAAACUCUACGUGUACCAUUGUAAUUAACUCGAGCUCCGUCAUCGGCUGACUGUUGUCGGUUCAGCGCUCGGCCAACCCGAAGCAACAUGUCAGAGCUGUACAUUCGGGUGGCUGAGGAUGAGAAUGAGGAGCCCAUGGAGAUCCCCUCCGAGGACGAUGGGACUGUUCUGCUUUCCUCGGUGUCAGCCCAGUUCCCAGGGGCUUGUGGUUUGCGGUACAGAAACCCGGAGUCCCAGUGCAUGAGGGGAGUUCGGUUGGUAGAGGGAGUCCUGCAUGCACCAGAGAGCAGCUGGGGAAACCUGGUCUAUGUCGUCAACUACCCCAAAGAUAACAAAAGGAAGAUGGAGGAAAUAGACGCAGCAUCGGCUGUUAAAGUAAAAAGAGGGUUUCAGAAAACAUCUGAUCUCAUAGUGCUCGGGCUGCCUUGGAAAACAACAGAACAAGACCUGAAGGAUUAUUUUAGUACCUUUGGGGAGGUCAUCAUGGUGCAGGUGAAGAGGGAUGCAAAAACUGGCAAUUCAAAAGGAUUUGGGUUUGUCCGCUUUGCUGACUAUGAGACACAAACUAAAGUCAUUGCUCAGAGACACAUGAUUGAUGGACGAUGGUGUGACUGUAAGCUUCCAAACUCAAAGGCAUCUCCUGAUGAACCGAUGCGGAGCCGUAAAAUCUUUGUGGGGCGCUGCACAGAGGACAUGACGACAGAUGAUCUGAGGCAGUACUUCAUGCAGUAUGGGGAGGUCACUGAUGUCUUUAUUCCCAAACCUUUCCGGGCGUUCGCAUUUGUCACAUUUGCUGAUGAUCAGGUUGCCCAGGCAUUGUGUGGAGAGGACCUGAUCAUCAAGGGCGUCAGCGUGCACAUCUCCAACGCUGAGCCCAAACACAAUAACAUUCACCAACUCUUUCACAAUUUCCCGGGAGGAGUCACAUCAUUGGCUGCAAUGCUCGGCAGAUCUCAGUAUCCCUCCUCCCACAUGUAAAUGCUUUAUCAUCCGAGGUCACAGCUUCAGUCUGCGUAUACAGUGUUAGACGGUGGGUGUUGCCUUUCUUUCCUCUCUUUUUCUGUUUUUAUUUUUCGGGAUAUAGGGUCUGCCACUGUCGCUUUUUGAUCUCGAUGAAUGGAUUCGGUGUUGGACUGAAUGAGAGUGAGCAAAAGGACGGAAAGCAAGUACUGUUUGUGCUUUAUUUUUCUUUUUUUGAAAGACAAAUGCCUGGGAGAGAUGAGAAGAACCUGUGGCUUUUUGUGCGAGUGUGAGAGAAAGAAGCAAAGUACGUGUGUGUUCUCAGUGACCAUCACAAGGACAUUUGUUAACAUCUCAAGAGCCCAGAUUUUUCUACUUUCUCAUAUCGUUUUCUAUCCAACCCUGAUUCUUUACAAAAAAACAAACAAACACUGAAUUGUCAAGUGCUUUGAAUAUCUAUAUAUUUUAGUAGAUCUUUUCUUGCUGUCCAGUUCGAUGUGAAUGCCUGUGUUAUUUUCUCCUUGUUACCACCCUGUUUGUGUGAAAAUGUGACUUUGUUUGUGAAGUCUGUGUGCAGGCGGGGAAACACAGAAAGAGUGCUGAAGUUUGGGCGAUGUUCCUGGUGAAUGUUUGAACAGAUCCCAUUGGAAGUUUGUGUUUGAAGUGGUUUUGAAUGCAUUUUCUAUGUUUUGUGAAUUAAAGGGAAGUGUGAAAUAAAACUUAAUUUGACUAGGAGGAAAAUACCCUCUUGACAAAGACUUGUUUUUGACUUUAAUCGAACUGCCAACACUUUAAUUCACAUGUUUAGGUUCGACAGAUAUGGAAAAGCCAGGCUUUCUUCUGAGCCCUGGUUUGGAGUCUGCUGUGCUGAAGAUGAACGGGAAACCGCCUUAAAUACGGAAGGAUCUACUUUGCCUCAUUAGCAAGAAAAAUUCAACCACUUAUUUAGAUGGCAUAAUGAUCAAAUCACAUGUUUGUUUUCUUCAGAUAUUGUAUCAAGUUAAAUUUAUGUAUUAAAUUGUCAGUGUUGCCCUCUUAAGAUUUCUACCUCACUGGAACAUUUUCAUGAACAUAUUCCCAUUCACAAGUCACUGAUAUAUGAAAGUAUAAAAUGUGAAACUAUCAAUGUCAAGGUUUGUAUUAGCGCAGCAGGAUAGAUUAACUGCUGUUUACUUUCGUGAAGUGUAUUUUCAUUUUGCAGUCUAAAGAUUUGAGUGCAAAAUCCCACUUUGUUUUGAGAUGCUAGAGUUGCAUUGUAAAAUAAAGAAUAGUUUUUUUAAUAAUAUCUGGUCUCGAUGUUGGUAAAAUGGAUUUGUCUUUGGAAAGAGUUGG